GCCCAAAUGGCAAACGAAAAAUGAGAAAUCAAACGAGAAGGGUCUGUCUGCAGCCAGACGCUAUUGAAUCAAACCGAAAUUGAAAUUUUCGGUUGGCGAACUUAACGAAAAACAAGUUGUUUAUCCAUUUCUCGUUUUCCGUUUCAAAUAAAAAAUAUCUUGGACGCGCAUGUGUUUGCUUGCGUUUCAUGUAGCGGAAGAACAUUCGCGUCGUGUUUAAUGUGGAUGAAUACAGCCAUACACUUUCUACUGCUCUCUUAAAAUGUCUUUUUCUACACCUCCAGUCGAAAAACACGAUGAGAAGAACCCGACUGGAAGACGCAGUCCUGAUGGGACUCGACCAAACAUGUCCGUGAGGAGGAUGGUUCUGGUAGGAAAGACUGGAGCUGGUAAAAGCUCUUCAGGAAACACAGUUCUGGGCAGAAGAGUCUUCAGAGCGGCUAAAGGUGCUUCAUCUGUCACUAAAGAGUGCUGGAAGGAGACGGGCGAGGUGAAAGAAAAAAAAAUAAAACUAGUGGAAAAACCAGGUCUGUUAGACACAAAAAAAUCAGAGAAAAAACUCAAAAAAGAGAUCAGUAAAUGUGUGAACAUGACGGCACCUGGACCUCACGCCAUCGUUCUGGUCAUUCAGCCGGGUCCAUUCACAGAGGAGGAGAGAAGGUCUGUGGAGAAGAUCAGAGCAAUCUUUGGAGAAGAAGCAGAUAAACACACGAUCAUCCUCUUCACUCACGGUGAUGAACUGACAGACAGCAUCGAGCAGACGCUGAGUGAAGCGCGACAUGAUUUAAGACACGUCAUAGAUCAAUGUGGAGGAGGAUAUCAUGUGUUUGACAACACAAACAUCAAUGAUCGCAGUCAGGUGGUUGAGCUUCUGGAGAAAGUUGAUAAGAUGUUGCUCGUGAAUGGAGACGAGUAUUACACCAGCGCCAUGUUUCACGGUGUUGAAGAGAUGCUUCGGGUCAAAGAGGAAGAGUUAAAGAAACACUACAGUCAGAUUAUACUGGACUUAACAGAGACGUUUAAUGAAGAGAAGAGAGAACUGCAGGACACCAUUGAAAAACUCAAACGAUCAGGGCAGGAAAAGGAUGUGAAAAUGAAACGGUUGGAGGUUUUAAUGAAGGAGAAAAUCUUGGCCGAGUCUAAGCGGCAUUAUGAGCAGAAACACAAGACUGCAAGACAGGAAGCAGAAGAGACGCAAAUGAAAGAAAACAUCCCAGAACAAAUCACUAAACUACGAAAGCUUCGUGUCUGACAUAUUUUACACUUCUCUUUGACUAAAAUUAACAACAUGUGAAGGAAUAUGCUUCUCUCUACAAAAUGUGCAGUAUAUUCUAAUCCAGACAUUUCAUUAUAGCAAUGUUUACUAAUUAUAAUUAUACAUUUAUUUAUACUCAGCAAAAAAUGUCAUUUGGUUUGACUCAAGCUUGGGCAGUGUGUUAUGCAUCCGAUCUGUUUAUAAUAUGCUCAGGUAUUUGCAGUGGUGUAGUCUAGUUUUUCAUAGUGAGUAUACUCUGAUUCCCCCAGUCCACUCACCCGUCCCAGAUCAACAACCCAUGAGCUCCACCACACUCACCAAUGCAGAGUAUGCCUCUAUAUGUCAUCAAGAGCAUUCUGAAAGAUGUCAAUAACCAAUGACAGCUGGGGGGACUUGCUGGUUUUGUUAAUCUCUGUCUUACUCAGCCAGUUAAGAGGUACAUUUAGCUUUAGAUGGUAUAUGUAUAACAUACCUAAAGCACAGGUUUUAUCAGCUGGCAAUUUUCAAUGCACAUUUGUGAUCCAUGUGAAAACCCAUAGUCAUUUAUUUGUGAUAUACUAUUUCUACAUUAACCCACCCUGCUAAAAAAUAGUAUGCAAUUCUUAGCAUUUCAUAAUUACUUAUGGUUUUAAUAUUUUGUAGCACCUAACCUCACCCUAAACCUAACCCUAACCACUUCUCAGCCAUAUAAAACACACCACGCGAAUAAAAGUACAGUCACGGGUAUUUAUUACACAAACUGACCAAAAGCAUUACAAAAUAUAACAAAACAACUCGUUUCGAAGACCUUUUUGCACCAGAGCCGUACAAUAACUUUACAUGAAGAUGCCGUACAUGUCUGUGAAUGAAUGAGGUCGGCACCCGUUUAAAGAUAACCCGGAACAGCUACAUGCAGUCGGUUGCGGGAGCCAAUACCGUUUCACGUUCAAAGUAGUGGUGGGCGGAUCGAUCCUGAAGUAUCGAUACUUCCGAUACUGAGGUUGUAUCGAAGAGGAUCGAUCCUAACAUAAAAAUAUCGAUACUAAUGUGUUUUUAGUUUUUACUACUGAUUUUAUUUAUUUACUUAUGUAGCUAAUACUUGUAUAAUGAAGAAAAACUAUUUCCCAUACACCUUGGCUGCGUUCAGCCCCAACAAAACGUUUUUUAAACGGAAACGGUGGUGCGGUUGAACACUCUGUUGUGAUGACGCAAGAGUUGAACUAUGGCAGAUGAGAAGGCCAUUCUUUGUGUUCUUUUUGAAGAAUCUUCAGAGCCUGAUGAAAUCGCUAUAAAUACGUGUCGAAUACUGCAAAAUACAUCUCUUCUAAUAUCUUCAAUUGUUCCGUAUACCGAGCUGCAGCGGACACAUUUAAACGACUUUACUUAGACCCAUUGUGCGAGCUGUCUCUUUAAUAUCGCGUGGGUUAUAUACAUGUUGCUGAUGAAUGGGCCGACAUUCUUGACACGCCCACCAAACAAGAGAAAACGCAUCUCAAACCCUGUUGCAUAUGGAAGGCCAUUAAGGCAAAAACGUGUGGAACUAUGGAAGGCUGUUUUAUCAAAAAUGUCUUUAGACGUAACGUGUACAGACGAUAUAACGCGUGGACGCGUUUUUGCGCCUAAAGACGUAAUUUCGUCUACAGACGUAUUGGUUUUAGCCAAUGGAAAGUCACAAAACGGAAAGAUUUGCAUAAAAUUGAUUAAGCAUAUAGUCGUGACGUCAUCAUUAGCGUAACCACGUGUCAUUCAUGAAUUAUACAUAUAAACGUGAUGCUCCCUCAUGCGUGGCACUGCAUAUGGUCCUAGUAAUGAAUACGUCAGCGUAUACGUGAUUUUACGACAGGGGAGAAGAGGGCAUUUCAAAAUACAAGCGGUAUAGACAGACCAUCGAAAGCAUGGCUUUGCGAAAUUUUCUUAACAACUGCCGACGCGUUUUUCAAGAAUGUGUGCAUUUGUAAAAUUAUAUGUA
Molecule: messenger RNA, 3203 nt
Organism: Triplophysa rosa
Lineage: Eukaryota; Metazoa; Chordata; Actinopteri; Cypriniformes; Nemacheilidae
Product: GTPase IMAP family member 9-like
Exons: 3
Coding region: 263-1252 (329 amino acids)
Molecular function (GO): GTP binding
Source: RefSeq, a predicted model, not a curated record